GUUCUGAGCGCGGAGCGGGGAAUGCAACUGCGUCCCUAUUUUCGCCAUGUUGGCUCAACCGUCUGUUUAUAUGAAUAGUUGAUUCUGCCUCUAUUUUAGAGACCAAAUGGCAUCAGUUUCACAUCUUCUUCUAUUACUGUAAGCCCUAGGGGGGAAGGAAGGGAGGGGUGUCUCGCGUUUUGCCUGUGUGCGUCCGUGUUACGUGACGCUGCUGCGGCGGAUUCCAGAGCUCGAGCUCGGAACGGCAGCGGGAGGGAAUCAACCGCUGUUUUUCCAGGUCUUUCUUCUGUGUUACUACGUUGACAAACGGCAGGUUUUUGCCAGAGGGAUGAUUCUGAACUCAAUAUGAAACUGUGUUUUGCCAUAGCUAACAAGUGUUGCACCAGUUAGUCAUGCCUGAAGUUCAUUCUUUUAUGGCUAACUGUAACAAGUAAACCUACAUGAUUGUCCAUGUAGAUCACCUUUUCCUCUUCCUGUCGGAGUGAAAUUGCCUCCAGACCGAAUCCCCAUCAGUCCUCUAUCAAAAAUGCAGUUGUAUUUCAAAAUGCCGAACACCUAAAUUCAUGCGCCCAAUCGGUACCGAGCUGGAUGGUCCUGCAGCUGAAAGCUACUCAAGCCCUUAUCCAGGCCCCCUCCCUGCUUCUGAAAUGUCUCUCCUUCACGCUUUGGGCCCAGUGCAGACCUGGCUGGGACAGGAGUUGGAGAAGUGUGGGAUUGAUGCCGUGAUCUACACUCGAUAUGUCCUCAGUCUUCUGCUGCAUGAUAGUUAUGACUAUGAUUUGCAGGACCAGGAAAGUUACAUCUUCUUGGGCUGGGAGAAGGGAACUGGUAAGAAAUGGGGGAAGGGCAAAAAGAAGGGUACAGACUUGAGUCUUGAGGAAAUGAAGAAACAGGCUGCUGUCCAAUGUCUUCGUUCUGCCUCUGAUGAAAGCUCUGGAAUCGAAACCUUGGUUGAGGAGCUGUGCUCCAAGCUGAAGGAUCUUCAGAAUAAACAAAAAGAAGUAAAACAAGCAAACAAGAAAUCGGAGGGAUCCCAGACUCCUGAACUUGCAGACUGUCCUUCAUCUAAGGAUCAGGUGGAAAUGUAUUACGAAGCUUUUCCUCCCCUGUCAGAAAAAACUGUUUGUCUUCAGGAAAUUAUGACGGUGUGGAAUAAGGCUAAAACUUCCUCUUAUUCAAGUUCUUCAUCAUCUUCCGCUGCUCCUCAGACAAGCACUGACACCUCUUCUCCAAAGGACUGCAACAGUGAGGGUGAAACUGGAAAAGAAAAAAUAGUUGAAGCUUGCAGUACAUUGAAUGAACGUACCCAACAGAGAAGUAAAAAAGAAAAAGAGAACCGGUACUAUAACCACAUGGUGGAUGACAGAGCUGCUCAGAGUAAAAAACAAAUGAAGCACAGAUCUGAUGGAAAAUUGCGCCCGCGCUCUUGGUCAUCUGGCUCCAGUGAAGCUGGCUCUAGCUCUAGUGGGAACCAAUAUGAGAUAAAAACACCAGUGAAAUCCAUCAAAAUAAGGCAUAAGACAAGGGGCAUGGGUAGAAACAAAAAGGGUCGAAACGGUCAAGUCAAGUUGGCAUUAAAGGCUGCGGAAAAAGAACAAAGAAGAAACACAGGUGGAAGUAGUAGCAGUAGUGGGCCCACUAAACAGCUGUGCAAAAAGGGGAAGAGGACAUUAAAAGAAAUUAGAAAAGAUUCCAGCUGCAGUGAGAUUACAGAAUUUGACUUUGAGAGUAGACAUAAAAAAGAAUAUAAGGAAGAACCAUUAUGGUAUACUGAGCCAAUCACCGAAUAUUUUGUUCCUUGUAGUAGGAAGAGCAAACUUGAGACUACAUACCGAAAGAGUCUGGAUUCACAAGAUGUUCUUUCUGCACCUGCAGAUGUUGAAAAGCUGUCUGAAUCAAUGCAAGGUAUUUGUAUCGCAAACAGCAGUUUUCAGCGAACAUACCUCACUGCAGGUACUUUUGUUGAUGGUCACUUUGUGGAAAUGCCUACUGUAAUAGAUGAGACUGAUGACCUCGAUGGGACCUCAAGCUGCCCUCAACCAGAGGACAGUAGGGAUUUAGAUGAUGAGCAUCUGUCCGAAUUUACUCACUUCUAUGAAGUGGAUAUUUAUCAAUCCAUAUUGGAUAGUAGUGCCUCGGACUCAGUACAAGAAAGUCGAAUUUUAAGUAUGAUUCAACAACAGAGUAAAGAGCAAAGAGACUUUGAGGCAGAAUGUUGUGUAGUGUUAGAUGGACUUGCACUGCAAGCGGAAAGUGCAAUAAGGGCAGAUUCACACAGCUCUGUUGAUGCAGAUGGGGUUUUUUUGCAAGAUCUUGAAAAUAUAGCUCAAGUUUGGGAAUGUUAUUCAUCUUCUAGUUCUGAAGACAUUGAUGGGGAAAGCUUUACAGGGGAGUAUCCUGUUAGACUCUCCCCUAUAUUGGAUAAUACACUAUUCAAUGCAAGCAGGUUUUCUGGAAAUCAAGAAGAGUAUUUUUCAGAACCCAAUGAAGGAUUAAACUCUUCUUGUUUUUCACUCUCUGAAGUGCAAUAUGAUGGCUCCACUUUACCCUUUUCCUGUGAUUCACUAACUAUUGGUCAUGAAAACACAGAUUCUAAUAGCUGUAUGGAUCCAAUUGGGAAUAAACAGUCUCGUUUGCUAAUAUGGACUAAAAAUAGUGCCUUUGAUGAAACUGAACACUGUUCCAAUCUCUCAACACGAACUUGUAGCCCAUGGUCACAUUCAGAAGAAACACGUUCUGAUAACGAGACCAAUGUUCAGUUGGAGGAGUCACCACAUUUGAACACAGAAGACAUUAAUUGUAUAGUCCCUAGCAUCUCCUCCAGAUAUCUAGAAGAUGAGCUUUUAGACUUUCUACAUGAAGAUCUUCGUCAACAAAAGGAUGAUAUUUUAAGAGAAGUACCAGACCUGACUUUUAAAAAGAAAUCCAAGCUUGAGUCAGUAUGUGGAAUCCAGUUGGAAAAAGAUGAAAGCAAACCUUAUGACACAGCAGACAUUUUUUCAGAUGAUCCAAACCAACAAAAUGAGAACUACAGCUCGGGGAUAAUAAAGGACAUUUGGACAAGUAUGGGAGAUGGAGAUUCAAUAGCAAUACUAGAAGGAGAAAGAACAGAGGAUGGGUUGUUUCCUGUUGAGGCAAAUUAUCAUUGCUGUUGUUUAGACAUAGAAACAGCCACUGAUACACUGCAAAUGCCCCAGAAAAAGGCAGUUCAGCGGUCAGAAUAUCAUUUGUGGGAUGGUCAAAAGGAACAUUUGGAGGAACAGACAGUUAUAAGAGGCGAGCUUUCAAAGGUAGAUGGUGGUGAUUAUACAACACCAUCAAAACCGUGGGACAUGAAUCCUGAUAAAGAUCACAAUGCAUUUAUUCUUGGAGGAGUCUAUGGAGAGCUUAAAACAUUUAACAGUGAUGGAGAUUGGGCAGUUUUACCACCCAGUCAUACUCGAGGGAGCUUAUUACAAUGUGCAGCUUCUGACGUGGUGACAAUAGCUGGUACUGAUGUUUUUAUGAACACAGGUAACUGCUUUGCUCCUGGCCACAAACAUUUAUGGAGGCCAUUGGUUUCGUUUGGGCAAUGUGACCAGACAAUGAAAGGUGAGGAUGGUUUGAACAAGGGAUUUUCUUUUAUCUUCCAUGAAGAUUUAUUAGGAACCUGCAGCAAUUUUCAGAGUGAUGAGUCUGGGCUUGAUUAUUCAUUUUCAUCCUUCGACUUGAACAAUCCAUUUUCGCAAGUUCUUCAUGUGGAGUGUUCAUUUGAGCCUGAAGAUAUUGCAUCGUUCAGCCCAAGUUUCAAGCCCAAGUCAAUACUGUGUUCAGAUUCAGAAAGUGAAGCUUUUCAUCCUAGAAUAUAUGGGAUAAACCGAACACAGUACAGAGCUAUUCGUAUUUCGCCUAGGACUCACUUUAGACCGAUUUCUGCCUCUGAACUUUCUCCUGGAGGAGGAAGUGAGUCAGAGAUGGAAUCAGAAAAAGAAUUAUUGAGUCUUCCUGUUCUCCCUCAGUCAGAUGUGUUUGAAGAUCCACAAGCAGAUCUCAAACCACUGGAGGAAGAUGCUGAGCGUGAGGGCCCAUACUAUGGAAAGUCAGAACUUGAGUCUGGUAAAUUUGAACCUAGAUUAAAGAAGUCUGGUAUGGAAAAGAGUGCACAGACGUCAUUAGAUUCUCAAGAAGGCUCCAGUGCCCUCUUGCCAGUAGUAGAGCAGGAAAUGUGCAAUUGUGAUGAAGAGGCAUCAGUAGUAAGCAAACAAUUAUACGAUCAUCUGAAAGAUCAUGAAACUGAGGAAUCUAGUAAAGAAGAGACAUGUAAAUGUUCAGCAGCUUGGCAAAUCUCAACAUUUGGGAAAACCUGUGCAUUUACAGAACUACAAGAGCAGUUUCCUUCGCUAAAUGUAUCUAUGACGGGAAAUAUUGCCAGCCAGCAGGACGAAUGCUGGUGGCAAAAAUCUGUCUGUUCACCACUUUUUCCAGCAUCACAGUGUUCUGAGUGCUGCUCUAAAGUCAAGGAAACAGUUGGUGUUAAGAGUUAUGAUAUACAAGAGAAUCCUCAAAAUGGAGCUCCUGUUUUACAGCUAAAUACGACUGCAUCAGCUUGUGAUUCCAACUGUUUUGGAGAAAAAAACUCUGGAGCUAGAGCAACUGGUUUCCGGAGACAACUUUUUUCCAGUGAUAGCCCUAGUUCUGAUGAAACUGCUUCAGAAAAUGGAAGUGACUGGACCGAUCCUUCUGAAGAGCUUUUUUCUCGAACGCAUCUUUAACUCUGCUUAUUAAGACAUUAAAAUGAAACUAGUCUAUCAAUAAGAUAAAAAAAUAUGUCUUAUUGAUGACCUAUUACUGUAAACUGUAACUUUUAGUUUCAUUAUUUCAGUUAAUUUCUUCAAGCAUUUAUCUUGCUAUUCUUGAUCAUUUCAGUUAGGCAUUAGGGACAAUCCUAAAUUUAAAACCUAUGAAAAAAAAGAAUUACAGAUUUUUAUAUU
Molecule: messenger RNA, 4970 nt
Organism: Polyodon spathula (Mississippi paddlefish)
Lineage: Eukaryota; Metazoa; Chordata; Actinopteri; Acipenseriformes; Polyodontidae
Exons: 9
Coding region: 564-4751 (1395 amino acids)
Source: RefSeq, a predicted model, not a curated record